Molecule: messenger RNA, 7026 nt
Organism: Fundulus heteroclitus (mummichog)
Lineage: Eukaryota; Metazoa; Chordata; Actinopteri; Cyprinodontiformes; Fundulidae
Gene: col4a5
Product: collagen, type IV, alpha 5 (Alport syndrome)
Exons: 52
Coding region: 256-5316 (1686 amino acids)
Cellular component (GO): basement membrane; collagen trimer
Molecular function (GO): extracellular matrix structural constituent
Source: RefSeq, a predicted model, not a curated record
UUGGAUUGCAGGGGGAGGGAAAUCGAGUCGGGACUGCAGAGACGCACUGUGCCAGAGCCAGGAUCACUACAGAUUUCAAUCUGUGCGGAACAACCAGCCGCUGCAGCCCGACAAGUGCCGCUCAGCAAAUACGUCUGGUACCGAGGGCAAGGGUGCAGGAGCUGGCAAACAGAGACAUGACAAGCAAAUAAACAGACGAGCGUGUGAGUGGCAACACAGGUGGAUCCCUGCGUUGUUUUUUCCCCCCCGCCGAAGAUGAAUAGAGACUUGAGGCGCCUGCAGCUCCACUCGGCUGUGAUUUUGCUCGUACUGUGCGCCGCUCUGCAACUCUCCGACUCUGCGGCUUGCCAUGGGUGUGGGGGUUCCAAAUGUGAUUGCAGCGGAGUAAAAGGGGACAAGGGGGAGAGGGGUUUCCCAGGUCUAACCGGACAGCCAGGAGUCCCAGGGUUUCCCGGACCGGAGGGACCAAUCGGAGCGAGAGGAGAGAAGGGAAGUGAUGGACCUCAAGGCCCUACUGGUCCAAAAGGAAUAAGGGGGCCACCUGGAUUGCCUGGAUUUCCAGGAACGCCAGGACUUCCAGGUCUGCCAGGUCAGGAGGGUGCCCCUGGCCCAAGAGGCGUGCCGGGUUGUAAUGGGACAAAGGGUGAACCUGGUUUUCCAGGAUCUUCAGGAAUACCUGGACGUCAGGGACUUCCGGGUCCACCCGGUCUCCCAGGACCAAAGGGAGACCCUGGUGAUGUGACGUCCACUAACUUUUUUGGGGACAAAGGAGCAAUCGGAUUACCCGGCUUACCGGGAGCUCCGGGCUUUACUGGACCUCCGGGUUUUCAAGGCCCAAGUGGCCCUCCAGGACCCAGAGGAUUCCCGGGUAAUCCAGGACCUCCAGGUCCUCCUGGACCUAAGGGAAACAUGGGUUUGAACUUUGAAGGACCUAAAGGAGAAAAGGGUGAUCCGGGCUUGCCAGGACCUCCCGGUCCUCCAGGAUCAGGACAGGGGGAACAGAGCAGACCACCACCAACGGAGAUUCAGAGAGGCGACAAGGGUGACCCCGGCCCUCCAGGCCCACCAGGAGACCCUGGCAAUCCGGGUCCUCCCGGUCCCUCUGGUGGACCGAAGGGAGAGAAAGGAGAACCAGGAGAAGCAGGCAAACGGGGCAAACCUGGCAAAGACGGAGACCCGGGUAGUCCGGGAUUCCCUGGAGGAAAAGGAGAGCCUGGCUUUCCCGGUGUUCCAGGCAGGGAUGGCGAGAGGGGGCUAAAAGGUGACCGAGGAUUUCCAGGACCUCCAGGGGAGGUUUUUGGGAACGGAGGUGGUGUUGGUCCGAAAGGUGAACCUGGGUUUCCUGGAAAUCCUGGACCUAAAGGAGACAGAGGACCCCAAGGUUUAACGGGGCCUCCAGGAGGACCAGGAAUUCCAGGCAUAGGCGGCAGCGGUCCUCCAGGGCCUCCGGGUUUCCAAGGAGCCAAAGGCCAGAAGGGAGACCCCGGCACUCCUUCGAUUUCUUUGCCGGGUCCCCCAGGACGUCCAGGAGCCCCCGGGGGUCCUGGUCCACAAGGGCCACCUGGACCCCCCGGAUAUACCAGUCCAAACCAAAUCUGCCUUCCUGGGGAGCCCGGGCUUCCUGGGGUCCAGGGUGAAAGAGGGUUCCCUGGAGAACAGGGCCGGAAAGGUGAGAAGGGAGAGACGUGCGUGAACUGUUUUGGAGGAGGCAUCUCUGUUCCUGGUCCCCAAGGGCCUCCAGGUCCACCAGGAUUUCAAGGCCCUACUGGCCCACCAGGUAGCAAGGGAGCCAAAGGUUUUCCAGGACCACAAGGCCUUGUUGGACCCCCUGGUAACCCUGGUCCUCAAGGUGCUCCAGGCUUCCCUGGACAGAAGGGAGACCCAGGAGAAGCCGUCGCAGUCAGUGGUGUAAGAGGAGAGAAGGGUGACACUGGUUUCCCUGGACCACCCGGUCUGCCUGGUCUGGAUGGUCGACCCGGUCGUGACGGACAGCCUGGACCUCCUGGUCCCAAAGGAGCUCCGGGCUCUCUACUCGUCAAAGGAGAACGAGGUCCCCCUGGUGAGACAGGUUCGCCUGGCAUACCAGGAGACAGAGGUCCCCCAGGUCCGCCUGGAUUUGGAGCUCCUGGUCCACCAGGAGAGAAAGGUGUUCCGGGCACCUCAGGAAGACAGGGCAUUCCCGGAGUAAAAGGUCUUAAGGGCGAACCAGGUCCGACGGUGACAGAGAAAGGCCAGCAGGGACCCAGAGGACAGGAUGGCGAUCCAGGACAACCCGGGCAACCAGGCUCUCCGGGCCAGCCUGGACAGCCCGGUUUCCCAGGUUUGGCUGGACCGAAGGGUGAUCCCGGUCUACCAGGCAUUGGUCUCCCAGGUCCUCCAGGAACUAAAGGAUUCCCAGGUGUUCCGGGUGAGCCAGGACAACCUGGAGCAGGGAGACCGGGAUUAGAUGGACUUCCCGGGCAGCCAGGGUCUCCUGGGCAGAAGGGUGAGCCGGGCUUUGGUCUUCCCGGUCCUCCAGGUUCACCUGGACUACCAGGAACCAAAGGUUUCCCUGGACCAAAGGGAGAUUCUGGUUUCCCCGGCAACCCGGGUGGACCAGGACGACCUGGAUUUGAUGGAGCACCAGGACUUAAAGGGGAGCCCGGCACACCUGGUAUACCCGGAGCUCGUGGGCCUCCAGGAGGAUCCACAGGGGGUGUACCAGGUCCUGUAGGCCCUCCCGGACCUCCAGGACCAAUUGGACCACCAGGCGAGAAAGGAUACCCAGGAUCGAAUGGGGAAAAAGGAGACCCAGGUCCUCCAGGUUUAGACAUCCCAGGUCUACCAGGUGACAGGGGAAAUCCUGGUUUUCCAGGCCCACCUGGACCGAUAGGAUUCCCAGGACCCCCUGGAGGAGGUGGGGUGGAAGGCCAACCUGGAUUACCAGGUGCGAAAGGCGACAUGGGUCCAAUGGGACCUCCAGGACCAUCUGGGGGACCUGGUAUUCCAGGAGGGCCUGGGGCACCAGGUUUAAAAGGUGAACCAGGAUUUCCGGGCGCUAAUGGUCGGCCAGGUGAUCCAGGUACUAAAGGAGAUAAGGGAGACAUAGGUUUCCCAGGACCCCCAGGAAUCAUCAGACCAAAUGAUAUUGUCGCAGCCAAAGGAGAUCCUGGACAACAAGGUUUACCAGGCCCUCCAGGACCCAAAGGCAUUGCAGGUCUCCCUGGUGAAAGCGGACAGCCCGGAAGAGAUGGAAACCCUGGAAUCCCUGGACCGCAAGGGGUUAAAGGAGAACCAGGUAUCCCUGGGGGUCCUGGUGGUCCUGGAGCUCCGGGUCUGAAAGGCACAAUGGGAGAUAUGGGGAUUCCAGGACCUCCAGGGCAAAAAGGUGUACCAGGUUUUCCGGGUAGGCCGGGAUCCUCAGGUCAGCCAGGAAUACCUGGACCCCAGGGACAAAAGGGUGAACCAGGUUCUGGUGGUUCUGGACCACCAGGACUACCAGGACCAAAGGGGGAUGCAGGUCCGCCAGGAUUCCCAGGAGGUCCCGGAUCUAAAGGAGGUCCAGGAGCACCUGGUCUUCCUGGAUUACCAGGCUUACCCGGGGCAAAAGGAGAUAUAGGUCUUGCUGGAUUCCAAGGUUCCCCUGGUAUCCCUGGUCCAAAGGGUCUUGAUGGUGCACCAGGUGCCCCAGGUCUCCCAGGAGGUCCGGGUAGACCAGGGGACUCUGGUCGACCAGGACCACCUGGACCGGUCGGGGAGAAGGGUCAGCCGGGAAGAGAUGGGAUCCCAGGUCCAGCCGGAGCCAAAGGAGACCCAGGAAUUCCUGGCUUUGGCGUUCCUGGUCCUGCUGGGAUUCCAGGGUUGCCAGGGGAAAAGGGAGACCCAGGCCCUCCUGGUCCAUCUGGCAGCCCAGGUUUUCCCGGCCCUAAAGGGGAUAUCGGCUUUCCAGGUUCUAUAGGACCUCCGGGUAUCGGCGGCCCUCCAGGACCUCCAGGACAAUCAUAUCAGGGCUCUAAAGGGGUUCAAGGACCCCCUGGACCACCCGGAAGAGCAGGCCCCUCAGGUCCUCCAGGUCAACCAGGGCCAGCGGGUCCCCGUGGGCUCCCAGGAAGUGGCGGCGGUAAGGGUGACAAGGGUAAUCCCGGAAACCCCGGUCAGCCGGGCCUUCCUGGUCAGAAAGGAGAUCUUGGUUUUCCAGGAUCGCCGGGCCCCGCUGGCAGUCCUGGUGCCCCUGGCAUGAAGGGAGACAUAGGAUUUCCAGGUGUUCCUGGCUUCCCAGGAACAAAGGGAGAGUCAGGACUGCCUGGUCCAAGCGGCCUGCCUGGAGAUCCUGGUGCAGAUGGAGCUCCUGGCCUUCCUGGAGAUCCUGCUUCGAGUGCGCCCAUAUAUGUGAAAGGAGAGAGAGGACCUCCUGGUCCCCGGGGAAGCCAGGGUCCUCAAGGGUCACCUGGUCCUUCUGGACCCCCUGGAUCCUCAGGUCCACCAGGUAAUCCUGGAGAUCCUGGUACGCCUGGUCCUCCAGGAUUCAACGGCCAACCUGGCAGGAAAGGAGACACUGGACCCGCAGGACAGCCUGGUCAAAAGGGCAGCCGCGGCCCACCAGGCUCAGACGGUCCGCAGGGUCCGCCAGGCAGUCCAGGAUCAGGAUCGGCGGCCCAUGGCUUCCUUAUUACCCGACACAGCCAGACUGAACUAGUGCCAAACUGUCCUUCUGGGACGAACCUCAUCUACGACGGCUACUCUCUGCUAUACGUGCAGGGCAACGAGAGGGCCCACGGGCAGGACCUUGGCACAGCCGGCAGCUGCCUGCGCAGAUUCAGCCCCAUGCCCUUCAUGUUCUGCAACAUCAACAACGUCUGCAACUUUGCCGCCCGUAACGACUACUCCUACUGGCUGUCGACGCCGGAGCAAAUGCCCAUGUCCAUGGAGGCCGUGUCUGGAGAGAGCAUCAAGCCUUACAUCAGCAGGUGUUCUGUGUGCGAAGCUCCAGCCAUGGUGAUUGCAGUCCACAGCCAAACCAUCCGGGUUCCAUCUUGCCCUGCAAACUGGGCUCUCCUGUGGAUUGGAUACUCCUUCAUGAUGCACACUAGUGCAGGCGCCGAGGGCUCCGGUCAGGCCCUGGCCUCCCCCGGCUCCUGCCUGGAGGACUUUCGCAGCACUCCCUUCAUAGAGUGCCACGGCAGAGGCUCGUGUAACUACUUCAGCAACUCCUACAGCUUCUGGCUGGCUACUGUAGAGGAGCUUGACAUGUUCAGGAAGCCCCAGUCAGAGACUUUAAAGGCGGGUAACCUGCAUACGCGCGUCAGCCGCUGUGUGGUGUGCAUGAAGAGGACGUAAUGUCACGUGGCCGCGAGCAGAGCCACCGCUGCCUGGCGGGGACGCCCCGUCCACAACAAGACACAUCUGGACGGACGGGAGGGGGAUUCCAGUCAACUGCUGACGUGGCGACGAGGUGGAAUAAUGGUGCAUUGACUUCCGAGAAAGAAAUAAAAAAAAAUAAAAAAACUGAAAAAAAAAAUCUAAAAUUGAAACAAUGGUGCUACUGUGCGACACAGCUUAGAAGAGUUAAAAACUGAUAUUAAUAUUCUUACAUUUAGUCUUUGUUUUUCUUAAGAAGUACCUCAAAUUUGAAAGCAGACAAAAUAUCCGCUCGAUGGUGCCAUGAUGGAUGUGUGACAACAAAAGUGCAUUUUUUUCCCCAGUCUUUUUCCCUAUUUAAGGACUACUUUUUUUUCUUUUCUCUAAAAAAAAUUCACUAUUGACAUGUUGGUGCAACAAAACUACAUCUAUUUCUUUCUACUCCUUUUUUUUCCUUUUUUCCUUUUUUGGCCUUACUGAUGAGGAGCACUUGGUCUCCAACGGUUACCAAAAUCAGCACUUUGACUUUGGAACAUCCAGGAUGAGAGAUGCACUGACGAGCUUUUCCUUCACUGAGACCGACGGUCUUUUUCUCUGAAAAACAAAACAAUACAAAAAAAAGCAAAGCAAGCUUCUUUUCUGUCUGUUUGUCGUCAUUCUGUCCUUCUACAUCCCCCAUUUCAUGGAACUAACCCUGCUGCAUCCCGCCUGCUAACCAUCCACCUCCACCUUCUUGCUCUUCCUUUUUAUUUUUGUAAGUAAUAAAAUGUGUAUAUUGUGUAAAACACCUUUGGUUUUGUUUAUUAGCAUAGUAGGUCUAUAGCUGUACCAGCUAUUUGUUGUGACUGUUUUCCUGGUUGUUUUUUAGCUCGCACACUCACAAAGGCACACACAUAUUUACUUUUAUUGCUCACUCAGAUAUUGUACAAAGUAAGGCUUUUAUGAAUGGAACAGUAUUUUAUAUAUAAUAAAUUUAUAUUUGAAAGAAAAAAAAACAGAACUUGCAAAUAUCCGAGUUUUUUCGGCCGCGGGGAAAUUUUGAACCUCGGAUCGGCCAAAAAGAACGUCACUUAAGAGACGGCCAUUUCCUUACAAAACGUACCCGUUUCUCAGAAUAUCACCAAUCACUCUUAUCGUUUGAUUUUUAAUUUGCAAAUGAAUAAAUGCUGGUUCAGUUUAAUUGUGUUUUCAGGUGCUGUAAUGUUACAAAUUGUGCAGAAAAGCAUUACAAUAAAACGGCGACUAGCAGGUUGACUAGACAGUGCUACGUGUUCUCUAACAUUUCCAGGUGCUGGGCCUAUCUGUGAAAAGAGCGGCAGAGAUUUGGGUUCAACCAAAAUGCUUCAAGCGACUUAAUGCUGGCUUGAAUCUAAACCUUGAAACGCAGGUUUAAGUGUCUGUACAUUUCAAUGCGCCUCCCCAUAACAGGUGGAAACACUACUGAUGUGAUGUAACUCGGCAAAAAGCUGUUUGAGGCGGGGGAGGGGGAGAACUAUUUUUCCUGUGAUUUCAUUGUUGUUUUUUGUUUUCAUAACUGCUUUUAUGAAUUCUAACUUUGUCAACCUCGGGUUCAAUUAAAAAUGUGCAUUUGUUUUGUUUUUAUUUUUUAUUUUUUUUCUCCUGUUUUGUUAUGUUACUCAGAAGUUGUUAUAAACUUUAAAAACUGAAAUAAAUAUGAUGUCUAAAGUC